Molecule: messenger RNA, 1203 nt
Organism: Lichtheimia ornata
Lineage: Eukaryota; Fungi; Mucoromycota; Mucoromycetes; Mucorales; Lichtheimiaceae
Exons: 10
Coding region: 1-1203 (400 amino acids)
Biological process (GO): transcription open complex formation at RNA polymerase II promoter; transcription initiation at RNA polymerase II promoter
Cellular component (GO): transcription factor TFIIE complex
Source: RefSeq, a predicted model, not a curated record
AUGGACGUCCUUAAAGCUCUGGUUGCCCGAGUAGCUCGUGCCUUCUAUGAACCGAAAUACAUUGUCAUCUUGGACGAAUUGAACAAUGCACCUCCAAACAGCAAUGGUGUGCGGGAAGAAGAUCUCGUCAUGGCCUUGAAAAUGGCACCACGCGAUGUCCAUCGGAUAUGUGGCAAGUUGAAACAAGAUCGACUCUUAAAAAUGGCAACGCGUAUGGAGGCGAGAAAACAAGAUCAGCGACCCGUUCCAAAGACGUAUUACUACCUUGACUACAAGGAAUUUGUCGAUGUUGUCAAGUGGAAAAUGUACAAGAUGCAGACAAUCGUACGAGAUAAUCUAAGGACGCAAUCAGAAAACAAGGGAUAUAUCUGUCCGAAUUGCAGUCGCAAAUUCACACCAUUGGAUGCCAUUGCUUUAUCAGGAGGAGAUGGUCUUUUCCACUGUGACAUGUGCAGCAGCGUGUUGGAGGAAAAUGACAAUGCUGAGAAUGUACAAGACAGCCAACAAGUAUUGACGCGUUUACAAGAACAAUCACAACCUAUCAUUUCGCUAUUGAAGCAAACGGAUUCUUUGGUGAUUCCAGCAAGUUACAUCUUUAAGCCAUCCGCAGCCAGCAAAGGCACCAAUGGUCAUGCUCGAGAUGACCAUGAAUUGGCUAUUGCUCAGGAUACAGGUGCCGGACAAGGUGAAAUUAUUGUGGAUCUUCAAAUGGACAAUGAAGCAGCACGUCGUCAAAAACAACAAGAAGCCGAAGAGAAACGCCAGCAAAACAUGUUACCUGUUUGGCAUCAACGUAGUACGGUGUCCGAUGCACUUGCUUCGACCUCGGAGGUGGUGGAAGAAAAGAAGAAUGAGGAUGAAGAUGAAAUGUUUGAGGAGGUUGCUCAAGAAGAGUUUGAUGCGGAUCGUCAUGAUUAUUACGCCAAGUACUAUGAAUCACUCAGUCAAGCAGCUCCUGCCGCUUUGGAUGCAUCGGAUGCAGAAGAAGAACCAGAAUUUGAAACUGUGGAAAACACAGAAGGAUCCAACAUGUUGGAGGAGAGAAUGGAUGGUGAAGAGGAAGAGUUUGAAGAUGUGCCACUUGUAUCUGUGAAUGGACGGAUGGUACCAUUGAAUGAGAUUAUGGAAGAAGAUCAAAGGAACAUGACUACAGAAGAAUACAGGGCAUAUUAUGAAGCAUGGCAAAGCUGGCAAUCAAGUUAG